AUGAGCGACCAGACAGGGCCGUCUGAGGCCACUUCACUUUUGCGAGAGAAUUCUAGCGAUCAACACACACAAUAUCACAGCGUUACCCGCCAUACACACGAUGUGGAAAGCAGCUCAUCCACCACAGAAAUCGAUGAUGAGGCUCUGUUCCCUGUCUUGUCACGAGUUCAAUCAACUUCUCAGGUCCUAGACAUUGAACCAAACCCAGACAGGCUCCCGUCUAUCCGCUCGGGUAAGAGAAGCAAUGCCUCCGCUGGCGACGAUAGCAUUGAGGAUGAGGAUGACAGCUAUGCUGCGCGAUUCAUCGAUGUCUCCCCCACCCGGUUCUGGCUGAUUUUCAGUGGUAUCAUGCUCGGAUACGUAAUUGGCUUUUUUGAUUCAACCUUGAUGGCUUCGAGUCAUCCUGUUAUCACGUCCUAUUUUCAUGCCGCAAAUGCGGCUUCGUGGUUGUCGACCGCCUUUCUGCUUACUUCGACGGCAUUCAUGCCCCUCUUUGGUCGCGUUUCGGAUACAUUAGGCCGUAAGCCAGUCUACCUUUUCUCCAUCGCCGUAUUCUUCUUCACUACAGCAUGGUGUGGCCUCGCUCAAUCCAUUGGCAGCUUCAUCGCUGCUCGAGCCCUUUGUGGUCUCGGCGCUGGUGGUGUAUUCUCCAUGGGCCAGAUUAUCUCUAGUGACCUUGUCCGCAUCGAGUACCGUGGUACCUACCAAUCGUACAUCAACCUGUGCCUGGGUAUUGGUAGUUGUCUAGGACUCGCCUUUGGUGGGUUUCUCUGUGAUAAGAUUGGCUGGCGAAAUGCAUUCCUUAUCCAAUUGCCUUGCAUCUUUGUCUAUUUCGUCUCUUCCGCUUUUAUGGUGCCGGCGGAUCUUGGGUUGAAGCGCACAGGAUCGGACCGCAAGACGCUACUACAGGUACUUCGCAGCAUAGAUCUGACGGGUUCUUUAUUCCUGGUUUUGUCGGUCACUGCUUUGAUCAUGGGAUUGAAUCUGGGAGGAAAUGUCUUCCCUUGGAAACACCCGGUAGUCAUCGGUUCGUUGCUGGCAUCUGUUAUCCUGGCUAUCAUUCUAGUGCGAUAUGAACGAAACGUACCACUUCCUGUCUUGCCGACAGAAUUGCUAUCCAAGAAUCCUCGCGCAAAUAUCAUUAUUGGCAACUUCUUCGGGGCAAUGUCUGUCAAUACUAUGAUGUUCAACGCACCGUUGUAUUUCCAGGCCGUCAAGCUGGCUAGCCCAACGGAUUCUGGAUUUCGACUCGUGGCUGCAUCUAUCGCUGUGACUCUUUCCAGUGUUGGUACCGGAUUUUUCAUUACCUGGUCGCGGCGAAUGAAACCGACUAUCAUCAUCGGCGGUUUUUGUAUGCUUUUAGGCGGAUGUCUAGCUGGCUUGAUGAACGUCAACACACCCCAGGCACUUGCCAUGAUUUGUGUAUCUUUCAGUAGCCUGGGUCAGGGAUUCUCGUUCCCGAGCCUUAUGGUCUCUAUUCUCGCUACCAGCGACCAUGCCGACCAAGCAGUGGCUACUACGACUCUGGGACUGGCGCGUAACCUCGGCUCCGUUCUGGGUGUCUCUAUUAGUAGCUGGAUCUUCCAAAACGCCUUGCUUCAAUCCCUUCAACAUAAGGUCACUGGAGUUAAUAAAAGUGAUAUCAUUGGACUUGUCCGCAAGUCUAUUAGCAGUAUUGGCGACUUGGACCCGGUGCAUCGAGAGCAAGUGAUCUGGUCAUACGCUAUUGCCCUUCGGUUCACCUUUUUUUCUGCGGCAAUCUGGGGUGCCAUCAUGCUGUUUCUACACCUCCGGCUCCGAUUGCCCCGGUUGGGACGCAAAGCGUGA
Penicillium pulvis is the source of this 1827-nucleotide messenger RNA. RefSeq names its product putative MFS multidrug transporter. Bases 1 to 1827 code for a protein of 608 amino acids. Gene Ontology annotation, molecular function: basic amino acid transmembrane transporter activity. The record is from RefSeq and is a predicted model, not a curated record. Gene Ontology annotation, biological process: transmembrane transport; basic amino acid transport. Gene Ontology annotation, cellular component: fungal-type vacuole membrane. The transcript is spliced from 2 exons. Lineage: Eukaryota; Fungi; Ascomycota; Eurotiomycetes; Eurotiales; Aspergillaceae.